AUGUUCCAGCCAAUACUCACAGGGAGUUCAAGAGCACGACGCCAAACCGGUCGAGGCAUUGGAUCAGUCGUCGGUAUCGAAGAUGUCGGGACUGACAAACCUCCGAUGCCUAUGAGCAUGUUACUCAACGGUGCCAAGGUAACUCAGAGCCCUCACAGCGGGAAGAAAGAGAACUCGUCGACUAUUCAACACGUUUCACAAGGACUUACUAUUACGGAGAAAAGUAAAGAACGCGUUGUCGGAGUUGGCACAGGAAGUCGCGACCUCAACAGUCGAACUCCAACAAUAUUCGAACACGAAAGGACUCAAGGAUCUCGAUCGGAGGUCAACUGGAGCGGGAGGAAGGUUGUAGUGAACGGCAGAACUAUUGGAGUUGGAGAAGGCACCUUUACAUUCGGCAAUAAACCAACUGAUGCCGCAGCGAAGAAGGAGCAUUAA
This is a messenger RNA of Cooperia oncophora, 438 nucleotides long. Lineage: Eukaryota; Metazoa; Nematoda; Chromadorea; Rhabditida; Trichostrongylidae. The record is from the annotation of a GenBank genome assembly.